Molecule: messenger RNA, 598 nt
Organism: Vigna unguiculata (cowpea)
Lineage: Eukaryota; Viridiplantae; Streptophyta; Magnoliopsida; Fabales; Fabaceae
Product: putative histone H2B.3 pseudogene
Source: RefSeq, a predicted model, not a curated record
CCUUUCUCUCAAUUCUCAUCACUCAGAAUUCACAUUCUCUGAUUUACACCUUACUCAAUCUUAUCAAACCUUCUGUGAGAAAUCCAUGGCCAAGGGUGAGAAGAAACCCGCAGAGAAAAAACCUGCAGAGAAGGCUCCUGCUGAGAAAACGAAGGCUGAGAAGAAGAUUCCGAAGGAUGCUACCUCCGGAGACAAGAAGAAGAAGAGAAAAGCAAAGAGUGUCGAGACCUACAAAAUCUACAUUUUCAAAGUCCUCAAGCAAGUUCACCCUGACAUUGGGAUCUCCAGCAAGGCCAUGGGGAUCAUGAACAGCUUCAUCAAUGACAUCUUUGAGAAGCUCGCUCAGGAGUCUUCUAGACUUGCUCGCUACAAUAAAAAACCCACCAUCACUUCCCGAGAAAUCCAGACCGCCGUGCGUCUUGUUCUCCCUGGCGAACUUGCCAAGCACGCAGUCUCCGAAGGCACCAAGGCUGUUACCAAAUUCACUAGCUCUUGAAUCUGUCUCUAAUUUUUAGGGUUUUUAUGAUGUAUACUUUUGGAUAGUGUUGGUGUGAUGUAGUUCUUCGAGGAAAUACAAUUACAUUUCUCUGAUUUUAUA